AUGAAAAUUUUCAUUUUUUCACUUUUCCUAAUUUCUCAAAUUUCGGGACUUUCGAAAUUCCAUUUUGAUGGAAAUUUCGGCUGCAAAUUGGCCACUUUUUGCUACCAUAUCGAGGUCUAUGAGCAAGAUUGGAUCGAAAAAUCGGACGAUCUGCUGAUCAAUGGGCCUGAAAUUGUGUCCCACAUCCCUCAUAAGUACAGUAUCGAUGCUCAGGAUACCAGUGACGGUGUGGAUUUGGAGAGAAAAUUAGAAAUCUACAUGAUGGUUCAUCACAAUUGUACUAGCAAUGGAAAGCAAAAGAAAUUGAGAUAUUUUUGGGGAAAAUACAACAUUGAUGUUUGGGAGGUCAAGGAGAGCAAAGAUUUGGAACUGUUCGACAAAGGAGAAGACGUUUGA
Molecule: messenger RNA, 396 nt
Organism: Caenorhabditis briggsae
Lineage: Eukaryota; Metazoa; Nematoda; Chromadorea; Rhabditida; Rhabditidae
Exons: 4
Coding region: 1-396 (131 amino acids)
Source: RefSeq, a predicted model, not a curated record